AUGGAUCACGAUCGCAAGUCUGUUGUGUCCUCUUUCUACGGCGGACGGAGGGCCUCAGGCGAUGCGCUUCAGCAGGACUUCCCCUCACCGGCCCCCUACGCCGAUUACACUUCUCACGCGCGGCAGGACUCUCGUUCCUCGUUCUUCAAUCCAAAUGCCCCUGGGCGGGGCAGUGUCGAGCUUCUGAAUAAGCAGUCCGCAGGAUACAACAACACCACCUUCUUUGAUGGUGGCCGACAAGAACCCGUCAAGGGCGGAUACGACGAGGAAGCCGCCUUACGGGACGAACCUUUUGACAUCUAUGCCGACUUCAAUAACCAGGGUCCACGGUACUCACGCGCAGCGUUCGGUGCGGACAACGGGUACCGAUAUCGCCGUGUGAACUCGCCGAGUCUGUCCAAGAUAGAGACGCCGAGUGAGGCGACGACCGCACCCGUAGAGAUGGUCACCGUCCCAGCACUGGGUCCGGAAUGGCAGAAGUCCGAGAUGGGCACUGUAAUCAAGCAGACUCAGCGUGAAGAACGUUCUGAGCGGCGAGCGCAGAAGUGGAAGGAGUGGAGGCGCGGCGAACGAGGUCUGUGCGGGAGAUACUUCACCAGGAAGUUCACCGCGUGGUUCCUGUUUUGCUUUGCCAUAGCCGUUGGUAUCGUCUUGGCUUUCACAAUACCGAGAGUGCCAGACUUCCAAAUCAACCAGCAAGAUCCAUUGCAGCAGGCAACAGGGUCGUUCAACCAGAGUAUCCCCGUCGCUUUCAAUCGCUUCCCAGCGAACUUCAGCUUCCCUGGUGUCGCAGAUCUGCAGGUCGAUACACAGUCCAACUUUCUGCCUCUCGUCAUUGAGAAGAUCCAUGCGGACGUCUACGAUCUCAUCACGAACCGUCAGAUUGGGGUUGGUGAUGUUGGCCAUAUGACCUUCCCUGCGAAGCAAUUCUCGCACCUCUCCAUGCCGCUAAACUUCAGUUAUGUCGCCAGCAACGACUCGGAUCAAACAUGGAAUAACUGGUAUAAUGGCUGCAGGAACGCUGCUUUUGAUACUAACAACCAGCGACCGCCUGUACAAUUCCGGCUUGUCCUUGGAUUCAAGAUUACAGGCUUAAUCGGCACCAAGCAUACUGCCACCGAUGUCACAAACGCCAACUGUCCUAUUGAACUGCCUCAAAACGCCGCCUAG
Phanerochaete carnosa HHB-10118-sp is the source of this 1170-nucleotide messenger RNA. RefSeq lists its product as uncharacterized. The record is from RefSeq and is a predicted model, not a curated record. NCBI's taxonomy places the organism in Eukaryota, Fungi, Basidiomycota, Agaricomycetes, Polyporales, Phanerochaetaceae. The transcript is spliced from 5 exons. Bases 1 to 1170 code for a protein of 389 amino acids.